CAACUGGAUAUACUAUUUAUAUACAAAUAACGUAAACAUGUCGGACUGGGAUUCUGUUACUGUGAUUGGACAAAAGGCUAGAGUCGGCGGCGGCGGUCCACGUGAAACCGUGGCCAGAACCUCGGCUCAGUUGAACGCCGCCAGAAGAACUGGUGCCGUUGUUGGAACUGAAAAGAAGUAUGGUUCCACCAACACUAGAUCCAACCCAGAAGGUCAAAGAUUGACCAAGUUGGAUGCCACUGAUGAUGUGGUUGCUGUCAAGAAGCUCGACUCUUCUGUCGGAAAAGCUAUUCAACAAGCCAGACAAGAAAAGAAGUUUACGCAAAAGGACUUGGCCACCAAGGUCAACGAGAAGCCUAACGUCAUCAACGACUAUGAAGCCGGAAGAGCUAUUCCAAACCAACAGCUUUUGGGCAAGUUGGAGAGAGCUUUGGGUGUCAAGUUGAGAGGCAAGAAUAUCGGAGAACCAUUGUUCGCCAAGAAGAAGUAAGAUAAGGAUUGCUUUGACAAUUCAUAUUCACACGAAAGGGCAGAAGUAAUUUUGGUAGUUUGGUUUUUACGUCAGAUUUGCAAUUUUAUAAAAACAUUUUCAACCAUCUCAAAGAUAGUUGAGAAUGCUUAGCUGCUCAUGAUAAUGACGGGUUUACAGACUUAUUAGGUAUUUCAUUUACGUAACGUUAUUUUUUGCUUUUUUUUGGUUUUUCUCUACUGCCAUGGUGGUUAUGUUGCAUUUCUUUAUAGUUGUAUAUAUCGUAUAAAUGGCUCUGUG
Messenger RNA from Scheffersomyces stipitis CBS 6054, 769 nucleotides. RefSeq names its product Mbf1p (gene MBF1). Bases 38 to 490 code for a protein of 150 amino acids. The transcript has a single exon. NCBI's taxonomy places the organism in Eukaryota, Fungi, Ascomycota, Pichiomycetes, Serinales, Debaryomycetaceae. Gene Ontology annotation, cellular component: nucleus. Gene Ontology annotation, molecular function: DNA binding. The record is from RefSeq and is a predicted model, not a curated record.